UGUGCAAGAGAAACCAUGGCUCACUUGACAGGUAGCAUUGCAGUUCUCGUAACAGCGCUGGUCACCGUGUCUCUGGCGAUUCCCGGUGGUUGGUCGACGAAGGAACCCUCAUCUAGCCCUAAGUAUAAGGAACUGGCCCACUUCGCGGUCGCUCAGCGCGUGGAAGGUCUGGAGAAAUACGACACAGUUCUCGAACUCACAGCCGUGGAGACUCAGAUCGUCGCCGGCGUGAACUACCGUCUAACCUUCAGCAUUGCCGCCACUGAUUGCAUAAUAGCCGAAGUGGAAUACAACGCCAAACGUUGCCCACCUAAGGACAACCAGGCGAAGGCGACCUGCACAGCCGUUGUCUACGAGAGGCCCUGGGAAAACCUGCGGUCUCUCACUUCGCUCGAGUGCGCUUAGUUUCAGCUUCUGCAGAGCCCUGAAUGGAAACCAAUCCGAUGAAAGACUGAACUGUUUAAACCCUGGCACAUAAAUGUGGGCGCCGAGAAAUACAAUGAAAACUCAGGAAUAUGCACCACCAUAUGAAG
Molecule: messenger RNA, 533 nt
Organism: Rhipicephalus sanguineus (brown dog tick)
Lineage: Eukaryota; Metazoa; Arthropoda; Arachnida; Ixodida; Ixodidae
Product: salivary cystatin-L2-like
Exons: 3
Coding region: 16-405 (129 amino acids)
Molecular function (GO): cysteine-type endopeptidase inhibitor activity
Source: RefSeq, a predicted model, not a curated record